AUGGACGAUAGUGGUGUCCGCCAGGGUUCAGUACUGGGACCCAUUUUGUUCCUUAUCUACGUGGACGAUGUCGCAAGAGUUUUAGACUGCGAAGUAGAAAUGUUUGCCGAUGGCAUGAAGAUACAGAGUGUCAUUCGGGGUCCUGCCGGCGAAGAUAGACUGCAGAUGAACCUGAAUCAGUUGGAGGAGUGGUCAAACCGUUGGCUCCUGCGGUUCAACGCUGCCAAAUGUAGCAUACUUUGCCUAGGCAACACAGCCAGAUCCGCAAGCACAAAAGACUACUUUCUGAGCGGUGCAGCCCUACAAGAGGUCGAAGCACAAAAGGACCUUGGUGUGCUGACGACGAGUUCCCUAAAACCAUCCGCCCACUGUUCGAGGGUGGCAAAAAGCGCAAUGUCCGUACAGUACGCUAGCAAGCGUACGUUUAUGGACUUUGACGAAAAUGCUUUCUCAAAGACAUUCGGAACAUUCGUCCGGCCGCAUUUAGAGUACGGCAUACAAGCUUGGAGGCCGUGGGCUGUUGAGGAUCAAAACUGCUUUGAAAGGGUCCAGAGGAGAGCCACGAAGAUGGUUAGGGAUCAAAGCUCCUUUCCUUAUGCAACCCGCCUAGUAAAUCUGAACCUCUUUCCUUUGAGUUACAGGCAACUUCGCGGAGAUCUCUUGCAAGCCUUCCGCAUUGUUAAGGGGUUGGAUUGCAGCCUGGCCUUCGAGGACUUUUUUGAAUUUGCUACCACGACGAACUUCCGAGGUCACCCGUUAAAACUGCGCACUCAGCAGGCACGGCUGGAUGUGCAGAAGUUCCCCUUCUCUGUUCGAGUAGUCAAACCAUGGGAUUCCCUUCCCGCAGAUGUUGCGAUGUCACCAUCUAUACAAAGUUUUAAAAAGAAUCUUGGCAUAUUUAUGUUCCAAAAUGACCAAGAGCGAUGAGAAGUAGAGCUCACCCACUGUAACUCGUUCUCUUUUUGACCUACCAUUAUGGCCGUGUUUUAAAUAUUUUAGCCCAGAACAUUCAUCUGUAUACCACACAUUUUUUACAUUGCAAAUAGGGUACUCAGAGGCUUAUGCCUAUUUCCCUCAAUAAACUAAACUGAGAAAGAAAAGGGCACUGUACCUAUCCUGAGCCCGCGUCCACGUGAAGCUCCUAAAUCCAUUUUAAAAAACUCGUUCGGUUUUGGGAUGUGCUACGGUCAGAAACAGAAGAAAAGCACAGCUAAAAGGUAGAUGUCUAGAGGAAAAUAAGUGUACGGUAAUCUUGACAAGAUUAUGAAAUAUGCGCAUUUGUUUUUACUAGGCUGAUAUUUGGGCGGAGGGGCCGAAACAGAGCGAAACCGUUGCACAACGCUCUUGUUAGUCGCUACUUUCUGACCGCACAAGGCGUCGCUGCUGUGUCACCACAGGUUCUUCCAGAGAGGUCCUAUUAAAUAUUUUGUGUAUUUUAAAGUACUGCGUCAUAUUCUGGUAUUACUACGUCCCGAGCACAUUUUCCUUCCGUGAGGCCGAAUUUUAUCUCAAUUUGCUUUUGUCUAUGAAAAUUACUCAUGCACAUUAUGCCUUAUUGAGCAACAAUGAUAUAUUAUGCAUGUGCAUGCAUGUUCUGCUUGUCAAAAGUGGACCCACUGGUGGAUCGAGCUGAAUCAGUGUGCGCUAUGCCUCAACUUAAGUUGAAACAUAAUUUAAUUAAGUUAGCCAAAACUCAAAAAGACAAGAAAAUUCACCUACUCCGAUCGGAUGGCCUCGCAUAUGUGAACAAUACGACUCCAACUUGUCCCUUUAUGUUGUCGAUGAGAUAUGAGAUUUCGCACUCCAGGGAUUCAUAAGAACGAGCCAGAGCAGUGUUUCGUUAAGGGUAAUGACAAGCAUGUUGUUCUCAUUUGAGAUCAGGCAAUUCAGCUAGUUGAGAGAAGCAUGGUGUUGUGCGGCUUUCAGAAAUCAUCAGCGGCGCGCCGUCAAUGAGUCAUUACAUUAUUAUUUUGGAAUUUAGCUUCUGGCAGGCUAGAAAACACUAACAUUAAUUUCAUUUGAAUCACCCCCUAGCGCAGACUAUUAAAAAAUCAUUAUAAUUCAACAAAGAACAUCUGGUUCUUGAAUUCAACUACUACAAUUUGGGUUUUAUUUUUGAAACACAGACAAAUUCUUAAAACCCAUCUUGAGGCUUCAAAACUGUAAGGUCCGGACGAUUUACAAACAGUGACCACGAGUGAUCUCGCACCUGAGUCUGCUGUUGAUCACCUAUUGUUUUAUAUCGUUCAAACUCUUCUAUAGCAGUCGUUCUAAAUUUGCUGAAACAUGUGGCCAUCUACUGCCUUGAUUUGCCUGCCUUCCACAACUCUAGCACCUAGAUAGCCUCAUCGCUGCUAGACUGCGUAAUUUUCAUGGAAUAAUUGUUACAUGUGCAGGAAAAGGCACUGAUCGCAUAGCUGCAACAGGUCCUAGAACCGGCCCAGUUAAACCGUGCGAGUGAGACCUAUCCCCUCGUUUCCUAAUGUGGGAUGUCGCUAUGCUUUUAGAAUUCGCUGGCCGAUUGAUACGAACAACUCACAGUCCAUUUAUGUGCAGGGAAACUUUCUGGUAUCUUUGGUGUUACAUGAUGUCUAUAUUCCUCUUCUGUUAUUGAUAGUGUCAGCCUUUUGCGUUUCGAUAACAAUUCCCCAGUUAUUUACAAACCUAUAUCGCGUUUUUCGCCUUAUGUUUCAAUGGAGUCUAGCGUGAACACGUAGGGGCAUACCUAUAAUUGCUUUUUUGAGGGUGGCUUCCGUUCGUUUACCUAGUUGUUGCUUGAAGUGUUUUACUACCAGUCCGGGAAUUCUUACAGAAGUCGAAAUUUGCUCUGGGUAGACCAAAUUCAAUGUGUUUUGGAACAGGUUAAUUGAAGUUGCACACUCUGCACAGUAACUUGACUUUUUGUUACCGACCUAGGAGUCAUGCGGACUGAUUUAGGGAUAAACUCAGGGCACAGUUUUUGGCCUAUGUCAUUGUACUGCCUUUAAACUUGAUAAAUCCUUGUUGCUUCGCGACUCCUUCUUGAUACAUGUGUCAUUUCACAGAACUCAGUAGAUGCCCUGCAUCGAAAAUUCUCUUUAGCGGGCGUUUGACUUCGUUGAUACUUUCUCGACUUCCUGUUAUAAUGUGGGCAAGCGGUUUACUGUCCAACUUAGUCAACUCUUGCUUUCGCUAAAAUAUAAAUAUAAUGCCCGUCCACAGCCGCAAGUUUUCAUUUUCACCCCAGCAUUUCGACAAGUUAAACACUCCAUUGCGGCAUCUGCUUUACUGUUCGCGUUUCGUAGAGAAGACUGGUGACAUUAAUUAGUUCGGUACUCGGGAAUAAUCUGUUUAAAACCGUGCUAUAGUUCAUUAGGGCAGUUGUAGUUCCGCCCGCAUUUUCAAAAGCAAAAACUGUCCUCUUUUACUACAUGCCUUUCCGAGGAUAUAGAACAACCAUUUAACCGCUGAGCGCCUUCUUUUUUCGAGCACAUUGCUUGAAGUCCCUGCGCUUGCGUAGGAUUCUUUUAAGGCCGCGCCUCGGAAUCCUAAGUUGGCUGGGCAUCAUUUUUAAAACAAAUUCAAUGAGAUACUGGGCGUAAAAGACCUGUCCUGGGUUUUUGUGCUAUUAAUUCCGGCUUCAAUAAGAAUGGUUUCAUAUUAAUUUGCUAUAUGUCCCACUUGUGUCGAGAUUAAGCACCACGCUUCUUACUCUUAUCGCGUUAGCCGUUGAAAGUGAAGAGAUGAAGGUUGACUGCAUAUCUGCACGUUCUUUUUAACUAGAAUAGUUUUUGGCGAAAUGCGGCAGGAAGUUACAUUUUUAUGGUCUAAAUAAUUCAUAAUACAAUUUUCACACCGUCUUCUGGCAACGGUGAAUGUGGACUUUCUAUUUAGGGUAGAUCAUGUCGUAAUUUGCUGAAGAAACACAUCCGUUCCCUGCAUACUUACUACCUACUUACUUACACAGGCAUUCUACGUGGUACGAUCCGCAGCGGGACUGUGUAAUUGGGGCUAGUGGAUUUUGUCUUAAAUUACGAAAGCCUUCACCAUUUUGCGUGUGGGGAGGUUUACAGGUAGGCUAAGUUUCGCAACGAGUAUGUACCGGGCUAGGUAAGGGGACGAAAAAACGAGUUGUACAUAAUAGGGCAAAAUUUCUGCUGUAAUCACAAAAUACAACCGCAAUGCUUGGUAGUCGCACUGUCUGUGUUCCCGAAGUAGGCGAGACUGCUACUGCUUUCUUGGUAACCAGCUUGUGUGUGUGUGUGUGCAGUGUCGCAACGAGUAUGUACUGAAGAGUGAGUUGUGCAUAUGAGGGCGAAAUCUCCACUGUAAUUUGAAAAAACCACAAUGCUGGGUGGUCGAACUGUCCAUGUCCUCACAGUAGGCGAUUUCUUCGAUCACCUGACCAAGCUUUAGCCGUCAGCUAAGGAUUGGGUAUGUAGAUGUUUCUGUUUACACACUUAAAGCAGUAAGAAGAUUUCGAUGGUAACCUGAGGCAUUUUGAAAACAAGAACUCGUUGCGCCUACUCCUUCUUCCUGUUUCACUGAUAGAGCUGCCGCCACGGUGAAGUUCAGUGUGCAGUAAAUGUGCUAUUUUGUAGAAUGUUAAUCAAGAUUCUGAAAUGCGGUUUCGACUCGAAAUGAUUACUUAAGUAGCGUUGUAGUGCUAAUUAUCGUGCAGCAUAGUCCUAAGAUAUUUCAGUUACAUCAGAAUGCCGGCCUUUGGGCUAAAUUCUUUCCAGCCGCCUGCAAAAACUACAUUCUGCGGAAAUGACUACUUACGUGCUAUAAAUUUUUCUCAAUGACUUUGGAGGCCUUUAUAAAUUCAAACAUAUUUCAUAGAAAACAUGCAUAAAAUAUUAAGUGUUCUACUCAUUUGGUAUAAGGUUACGUCUUCAAAUUUUAUACUCGAAGAAAGAGUUUAAUUCGGUUUAAAAAAGAACUUCUCUAGUUUCCGAUUAAUUUCAAACCCGGCCUGCCGUUACGCUUGCAUUCAGGGUUUCAAAACUACAAGCUGUAUAUUUUGCGUGUACGGAAAAUCAUACAUUUCAAUACGCUGCUGAGAGGAGACCAUAUGAGGUUCAUAAAAUCUAGCAGUGAAUUUGGGGCAUAUAGUAAACUCUACAAACAAAAUUAGUAAAUGCAAAGAUAUGAUGCUUUAUGAACUGGCAUUUCAUAGUCUUAAAAAUUGCAUAAUUAGAAACUUUUUAGAAACCAAAUUAACCCCCUCCUUCAAGUAGACGUGAUUUUCUACCAAAUGAGUAAAAGAAUGAGUAUUUUUAUGCAUAUUUUAUAAAGGUGUUGAAAGUCAAUAAGAAGACUUCAUGCUAUUUAAGCAGUCAUUUUUACACGGUGUAGUUUUUGUAGGCGACCGGAAAGAAGUUAGUUAAAAGGCCUGUAUGCCAAAUUAACUGAUGUAUCUUAGGAUUAUGCUGCAUGGUAUCUAAUAUUACAACCCUACUUAAGUAAUCUUUUCGAGCCGGAAACGCAUUUCAGAAUUUCGGUCAACGUCUAAUGACUUGACACAGCUCCUAUAUGUUGGUAGGAAUUGUGCUGCCUUAUUACACUCCGUGUUCUUGCGUGACUUCGUGAUUCUUUCGUUUUGGCAUGUAAAGACUGCCAACUGAUUGGCCUUAAAUUACUUAACCCUUAAAUGAAGAAGGUCUUACCGUACUCUCAUCAUGGGUUACUAGUCAAAAGCCCACUCUGUUCAUGGAAAUUUCGGCACUGAUUCUAAAGAGGCAUGUCCUGGGCACUUACCGCCAAGCCCUACCCUUAAUAAUUACCGAAAUUGUCAGCUUACUUCUUAAUUUCUUCCUCUACAGAUGGAUAUCAGCGAGGAAAUAAAUUCCGAAUUGGACGCCAUUAUCACCGAAAAGGUGCCCCUGGAAGCGGUGGCUCGGUAAGUUGACAUGCCUCCUUCCAUCUACAAUGCUUCAUCACACUUAAAGGUUUGGCCGACUCCUCAAGACCUUCGAGGGCCGGCCUGAAGAGUUCAUACUGCAUGCCAUUUCAAAGAUUUCCAAUGCCAGUAAGUUUUCUUUAGUUGUGCCGCCCUCCAUUACUUAGGACAUUUUAGUCUCUCAGGACGCGGUCACGGUCAUCUCUGCCCGCCAGAUUUGUGGCGAACUUAUCACCUAUAUAGACAAAUCCCCAUCCGAUCAAAUGGCAAUUUCCGCGUUUCAGAUCCUCCUUUCUCGAAUGCAGUCACGAGUGAUUGCCUUUGAAGCACAGGCAAGCUUUUGACCAGCACUCUUUGAGCCUGCUUCUUUUUUAGCUCACCGAGCUUCGUGAUUUGCUGGCCAGACGGCUCUCAAACAGCGGAGAUCUUCGCGAGGCUGCCGUAGUCUUGUCUGGCAUACCGCUGGAGAGUGGCCAACGGUAUCCUCUGUCAUUUUACUUUUUAUGGGCUGCUGUUCUUUCUUUUUUUUCAAAAAUAGAUCCUACUCAGUACUCUACAAACUCGACGUCUACCUCCGUAUUGUGGAAUGCUACUUGACUCUGGGCUGUCCCACCCAAGCCGAGCUCUACAUCAACCGCGCCUCACUUUUACAGUCAGAAUGUCAGGAUCAGCACAUGAUAAUGCGUUUCAAGGUUCGUUAAGUCCCUGUUGUAGAUCUUUUGUGUACGUUUCAUGAAUUAUUCGAUGCAUUAAGGCUGCAGGCAACCUCGUAUUUUGAAGGAUUUCUAGCAAAGCCGAGUGAGACGAGAGGGGUGCUCAUUAGGUCAUUGAGCCAGCCGUGGGUUCGCAUCCUGUCCGCUGCGAUCUGAUUAAUUCACAAUCGCAUGACAGCGGCACUCAGCCAUCGAUGCCAACUCUCGGACGGAGUGCUGGCAUUGUGUCCGGUCUUGGAGCCGCGGUCUACAACCUUUGGGGGUGGGGGGGCAACAUGUAAACCAGUCUCUGCCGGAUUAUUGAUCGCUUUCCGGACGCGGGGACUCUGGAGGGGAAGCCUGAGGCAAAACGCAACUCCCUGUUCAUUCCUCUCAUCAGGGUGGCUAAGUGAACGCCGCUCCAAUACAAUAUCGUACUUGGUGCCCAGACACUAUUGACUUAUCAAUCCUGCAAUGGGCAGUUGUAGGGUCAGGGCAGACUGGGUUCUGAAAUUAUUCAACAUUAACUACCAACCGGAUUUUCAAGCACAUCCCCCGGUUGAACUGACUUAUAACUACUCGGUAGGGGGUCGGUUACGCUGUCCUGGUCUUGAGUAUAAGCGCAAUGUGGGCAUUGCAAGUAAAGUAAGCCGAAGGAAGAUGCUAAAAUCGUUGGUGGGAAAGCAGCCAAAGCUAAAACAGUAAAGGACAACCUGAUGUUUCGGUUUGGACAUAGGAUUAGUUUUAGGAUUUGGGUUAAUGACAGGCUGAGAAUAGAGUUUAGGGUUAGGGUUUGUGUUAAGUUCAAGGGGACCGGUUAGAGUUGGGGUUUAGAUUGCGGUUUGGGUUUACGUUCAAUGUUGAGGCUGGGGUUUGGGUUAUGGUUAAGAUAUGGGCUAGGGUUAGAAUUUUGGUCAGGAUUAAGGUUAGGGUUAGGACGUUAAGGCUUAGGUUUACUUUUGAGGUUACAGUUAGGUUUGGGGUAUUGCUGCUCUGCGUGUCCUGUCAAUUCAGGUCUUCUUCAGGGAUUCUAGACUUCCUUCAAUCUCGCGGCAGAUUUGUCAUACAUCAGGUUGUCUUUUCCGUUUCAACCUCGGUUACUUUCCCCACGAACGACUUCAGCCCCCCCCCCAUUCGGCUUACUUUACUUCCAGUGCCCACAUUGCGUUUACACAUGCGACGAGGACAGCGUAGUCGACCCCUGUCUGCCUGCUCCUCUUCCCCGCCAAAAUGUCCGCUUCAUUUGUCCUCCGCCGUAUCGUUGAGAAUCCCUAAAAGUUAAGCAUAUCGUCCUCCUGUAUAUUGGUGAUAUAAAUGAGAUGCUGCCGACAGACAAGGGAGACCGGAGUGUCCAUUUCUCGCUUAUUAGCCGUCAUCAGCCAGUCAUACUCAACCCCAAGCGUGGAUCACUUGAGAUUCGAACCCGGGAUCUUUGGUCAUGGAGUUCGACACCCUACCAUUGAGCCACGGGCCCGUUGUUCUGUCGGUUGUGGUCGGGACGCUCACCGAUCAGGUUGCGGAACGUGCUCGCCCCGUUGUGCCUUGGGGCAUAUACUAGAACCCUCGCAGGCUCUCAUAAUUGAUAUUCCCGAUCACAACCGACACGACAACGGGUCCGUGGCUCAAUUGUAGAGUGUCAAACUCCAUGACCAAAGAUCCCGGGUUCGAAUCUCAAGUGAUCCACACUUGGGGUUGGGUAUGACUGGCUGAUGACGGCUAAUAAGCCAGAAAUGGCCAUUCCGGUUCCCCUUGUGGAUACCAUAUCAUUUACGUUUAGUGCUAGUCGCUGUGCGACUGUCCGUGGGGGUUCUAGUAUGAACCCCAAGGCACAACGGAACAAGCACGUUCCGUAACUGGAUCGGUGAGCAUCCAUCUGUCAUGUUGGUGAUACCUACCCCUCAAUCUUCCCUCGUGUCUUUUUACUGAACCACGCUUAGGCACGAGUAUAAAAAUUGCGCACUCGGCACAACUCUCAAUCUCGCUUUCUGCCACUUAGUCGGCUAUCGGGUGUUAUGAUGAUCCAUGCAUCCUUCCUCCUACCUCGUGCUGUUAAAUAAGUAGUGUACGUAUGUUCGGACCUAUGGAAAGCCCAGUCUCACUCUCCAUUCCAUACCUCACGCACUAUCAACUCCGUGGCCUGGUAAUGAGAACGAGCGUAAUGUCUGGAAUGGCGUGAAGGGCUCCGCCUCCAUGUGCCAUCGUCAUGUGUGGAAGUUGAUAAGGGCUCGCAUCAAGUCAACGCAGCUCGAUACCGCAUGACAUGAGCCAAAGUUGGCCCAGCACAGGAAAUGCCAUUCUGGAGGGGAGGGGUGUAGCGUAGUUACGAAUCUACCCAACCCGAAUCUACACUUCCAGUCGCAGACACCGUCAUCUAAGCCCAUCUGAGUAGUUUUUGAGUUCAUGCAGUUGAGAGAGGACGAUUGGGUCAAACCGACAAACCGUCAGUGCCUCAUAACCUACUUCGCCUCUCCGUAGGCAAUGGCUUGGGUGCUUGUAAAUUCGAAACUCGUGUUCAAGGUAGGGACAGGAGGUUUGGAGAGUUGGUCCAUUUCCCCUACAUGGUCAAUAAACACACCAGAUGGAUGUAUUAUAAACUGGCCCAAUUCUGGAAGAGCAACUGACUUCCUGGACUCAUCGAAAAGGGCUAUUAAGAAGUUAGACUGGCUUUUAACUAACCCCCCUCUCUGAAAUAGUCCUCCAAACCAUCUGUAGUGGAGGGGUGGCUUUAGGUCCCGCCAUUUCCCCUCAAAUGGGCUACUUGGAAUGCUCACAAAUUAUGUAUCAUAUCCCGGCCCCUUGGUGAUAACUACCACCUAGUAUUCCCCAGUCUCUUCCCACUGAAUCAUUUUUGAGUUGGGGUACUGUUGGGAGUGCGUACACUCCCAAAAACAAGAGCCAACCAGUCAUUGGAGACCACGUGCGUUUUCUCAAGCGCUCUGUCAUCAUGAUCGUGGCGCCUCGUCAUUGGCUGCUCCCUUCGAGCCCGAUCGAUCCGUGUCUUCGAAUCAUCGAUCAGCUCGUUUAGAAUUUUCUUUUCGAAGUGCAUCGGGCCGAAUGCAGGCGAACCACAGUAGGAUGUUAUAAGUACGCAUUACUUUCCAGUUAGAUUGGACUUGCAGUUUUCUAAUACACUUUUUCGUGGCCGGUCGUGCUCUCCUUCUCUACCGCGUUGGUAUUAGGGAUAAGAGUCGAGUGCGCAUACGCUCCAUUUGAAUUCAAAGUACCAGACGGGGUCAUAACAAAAAGGUAAUCAAUAAGUUGAAUUGGACGUUUAGUCCCGCAUUCUACCACUACUCCACCCUUGACUGAGCACUUUGUUGAAUCAAUCAUGCUCCCUCCCGUCCCCAACUGAGUUGUUAAAAAAGGCAAUAUCUGCAUCCCCGUCCGUACGAGAAGAUCGGUCUUGUUGUCUCUCGUCGCCCCAUUUGGGGGACGAUGAGGUUGGCCACAAUGCUUGGAGUGGCGCGAGAUGGACGGGAGUGGGUAAUUGCUCACGCCAGCUCAACGCAGCUCGAUAACCGCGUGACAUGAGCCAAAGUUGGACUGCGGUGUUCUGAGUUUUCAGGGUUCAUUCUCACCAGAGAACGUUCAGUUAAUGUCGCAGAUAUUUUGGUUUGCUGGUAGAUUCAGUCCAGAAAAUGAUGUUUUCUUUUGCCGCCAAUUGUCGCCUGUACAGGCUUCUGUCGUCAGCUUUACCACAUUGUCCUACGGCAAGUGUUUCUCACGUUUAAAGGAACAUCCUUAUUGCCGAAUUCGGCAGACAACUUGGCGGACUUGCAUGAUGCUGGGUGAUGACUACUCCUCACACUACCUGCUGAUUAAUUAUUAAUCCCAGAGCCAAGCAUAGAUGUGUGUUUCCAUCGAUUUGUCUUCAGAAGGACCUAUGUCCCAGGGAUGUGACAACAACGUUUGAAUAGAUCGAGUCGCCCAAGGGGCGCAAUUAGUGGCAUCUGGACGCUUUAGAUCCGGUAUUAGUCAACAAACUUUGUAUUACGACGAGUACUUUUUCCCAAAAUUUACCAUCAUUCCUGCAGAAAAUUUGGUGGAGUGCUCAAUACUUCUAUGCUUAGGACAAAUAAAAGAUAGACUACCUGUUUUUCCAAGCGUUUCCAGCUGAGUUCACUGUAUUCUUACGAACACCCAUAAGUGGCCUUUAAUGCACGUGGGGAGCCCUGGAAUCUGCAGUUGUCUGCUUUGUCUUUCUAGUCCGCUUACGCACGCCUUCUGGACUUCAAACAGAAGUUCCUCGAGGCCGGCCAACGCUACGCCGAACUCUCGAUUCGUUUCCCCUGGCUCAAGGAGUCUGAGAAGAUGGCAUUUCUCGAAAGAGCUCUGCUCUCCGCCCUGUUGGCCGGUGUAGGUCAACAGAGGGCUCGUCUACUGACCACGCUCUACAAAGAUGAACGCUGUCAGUCCCUACAGGCCUAUCCAAUCCUCGAGAAGAUGUGAGUACUCGACUUUGCGGCGAGGCUGGUUUUUCCGUUCAUUUGUAGCUGGAUGUUCUGAGUUGCGCGAAAACAGUGCUCCGGUGGAACGUGCCUAAUUGUUAGUUGUUUUAUGACCUUAUGGCAACCUAGAGGCGAAUGAUAAGCUGUGUACUUGUAGCUUUUUAAUUUCCUUAGGAAUCAACUGUGAACUUGGAGUAGAUCAGCAUAUUUAAGGUCUAUAAGCUUAGACGUAAGUUUUUAUGUAUGAAUAUUUGGGCCGAAGUCCAUCAGCCACAGCGGAUAACCGCGUAAUAUCCAUUAAAUGCCGACAGGCAGCUAGUAGUAUCCUUUAGGGUGAGGUGAUUCCAUACAAGCAGCACAAGUACUAGCCAAAAGCCCAUACACGCGUGUUUCGCCUAUAUUCUGCCGCUACCAUGACACAGCUGCGAGGGGUUCGGCUCGUCAGUGGGUCCCUAAAGGAUACUACUAGCUGCCGAUCGGCAGUUAAUGGAUAUUACGCGGUUAUCCGCUGUGGCUGAUAGACUUCGGCCCAAAUGUUCAUGCAUAAAAACUUAGGUCUGAGCCUAUAGACCUUCAAGUUCGCAGUUAAUUUAUAAGAAAACUAUAAAGCUACAAUUUCUAAAUUGGAGUAUCUACCAGAAAGCAGACAGGGAAUGCAGGGGGACCCACUGACGAGCCGAACUCCUCGCAGUUGUGUCAUACAGCAGCAGAAUAUCGGCGAAACACGCGUGUAAGGGCUUUUGACUAAUACCUCUGAUGCUAUUAUGGAAUCACCUUACCCUAGAGCUGUGUACUGUUUCAUUCAGUUUACCUAGAUAGUAAGCCUUGUCGGUUUGGACUGGACUGUACCCACUUUCUUGUAUUAACAUUUUCUGUCCAGUGCUUUUAGUGUAGGUGGACGAGAAGGCAGCGCUUUUUGUUAUUUGUUCAUCUUGUUGACACAAAUGCUGUUGUAGCCGGCUCCAGAGUUCAUGAUAUAAAUUGUGUGUUCUCUGCUUGUACAAAAUGCCAAAAUUUCACAUGAAUAAUACUUUGACUCGACUAAUCAAUAGUCCUGUUAAGCGGCGUCUAAUAUACUUGACUGCGGAGGAAUCUUAUGCGUUCAGUGUGCCAUGACUUUAGUUCAGUGCGUCUUGAUAGCCCGGCUUUUACUGGUCUAGGUAUUAAAACAUCCUUUCGCCUCACCACAAAUCUAAAUGACUAUAAACAGGGUACUGAUUUCGUUUCAGUAGCAAUAUAUUUGACAACUUGGUGGAAUGCGCCACCUCAUAACCAAUUAUCGACGUCUGUGGCUGAGAGUUCUGAGGUCAGUCAACUCCAACGGCCGUAGUCCUCAUUUGAAUUGUAUUCCCCCACAGGUACAUGCGUCGACUCAUCAGUCGUAACUGUCUACAGAGCCUUGAGCCGCUCUUCAUCAAGUACUACCCACAGCUCUUCUUCGGUGGCAAAAACGAUGAAAACACCCCUAUGGACGCUGGAGGGCAAGAUGCGGCCGAAGCAGCGGCGCCCGGUGCCGGCGGUGAAGCACCCACUACAUCCGCGUCCGCCAGACCCAUUCAGAACAUCCUGGAACGCGUUACUGUGGAGCACAAUAUGCUAGCAGCCAGCCUUAUCUAUAACAACAUCAGUCUCAGCAACCUGGGUGAAUUACUGGAAGUGGAUGCCAGCCGGGUAUGCUUGGUCUGCAUAAACAGACCACAAAUUCCAUGUUCCCGCUCUGUUUAUCUUCAGGGACAGCUAAGAAGUCCUGUGUCCGCUCGUGGCAAUUCUGCUUAUUUAUGACCUAUCUCUUAGUGUAAAUUGUAGUGUUCCCCUGAUUACCAGGACGCCAGGGUUCGGUCCCUAUCUUGUUCACUUUUAUUUGCUGACGCCUGUCCGUUGGUGCCGGAGCCAUUUAUUGUUGUUACUAACACCCGUCUGACUGUUGGUAGCACCAUACUUAAUACUAUCCAUUUUACUCAGUCAGUAUGCGACCAUUGCUGUUUUAGUAGCCAAGGGGGUGGGCCUUCACUUUACUUGAGAGGCCACACUUUUAUUCGUCGUCUAGUCGGCUAGUCGACAAGUGCCACGUCAUUGAUCUAUAUAAGCUCCUUUUUUAUUCAUCCCUUUCCUCAUCUCGUUAUACCUCCUUGAUGAUCUUACACGCAGAUUUUUAUUUGAAACAGUCUCGCUACUGUUAUAUUUAAGGUAGAGUUUAUUUGUACAUUUUUGUUGGUUUAUCAGGCACUUUUCCCUAAGUCAUGUUUGCCAUUAAUCCUUUCUACUCCUCCCUGUAGGCUGAAACAGUUGCCGCCCACAUGAUUGGUGAAGGUCGGCUCGUUGCCCAAAUCGAUCAGAUAGACGGUUUCAUUCACUUCGAAAGUGAGUUUCUUUUUAUCCGGCUCAUUAACUCGGCAAAAAUCCCCCUCCCCCCUAAAUACGUACGCGCAAGAGCAUGGGCAUCAGGACCUUAGUUACGAUGCCGUCUUGGGUAUUCCAAAUUUGUCUUACCAAACAUCGUUCUGUCUUUUGACUGGAGCAGUUUGCCUCACCACAUGAAACCACCCUCCCCACCUCAUUAAAUAUGAUUUCCGUAAUUGUAUAUUGUUCGUCACCACAGCAUAUUUCGUAACUUUGCCUGCGUUUUUAGAGCAAAAUGCUACGGUGACCUCCCUGAGCUCGCAGAUCGAGAGUUUGUGCGCCUCAGUGAACCGGAUCGUUGAGGGCAUCGAGGCCGAUCAUCCCAGUUGGGUGGCUACUCAGCAUAUCUGA
This is a messenger RNA of Spirometra erinaceieuropaei, 13772 nucleotides long. The record is from the annotation of a GenBank genome assembly. Lineage: Eukaryota; Metazoa; Platyhelminthes; Cestoda; Diphyllobothriidea; Diphyllobothriidae.